AUGACUGCCCUGGCAGAACAUUGGACGCGCAUACCCUCCUAUAAAAUUGUGAUGCAGGUUCCAGCAGUUGUCGCCGCCAGCAGCCAGCAGCGGUCCCGGCCAGCAGCCAGCAGCGGUCCUGGCCAGAGCCAGCAGCAGUCCCGGCCAGCAGCCAGCAGCGGUACUGGCCAGCAGGGAGCAGCGGUCACAGCCAGCAGCCAGCAGCAGUCCCGGCCAGCAACUGGCAGUGGUCCUGGCCAGCAGCCAGCAGCCAGCAGCGGUCCGGGCCAGCAGCCAGCAGUGGUCCCGGCCAGCAGCCAGCAGCGGUCCCGGCCAGCAGCCAGCAGCGGUCCCGGCAAGCAGCCUUCAGCGGUCGUGGGCAGCAGCCAGCAGCGGUCCCGGCCAGCUGCUCGCAGCGGACCCGGCCUGCAGCAAGACCAAAAAGAUCUAAUCUCGACGAUGAGCAAGGUAGUCGUGGCUCUGCUCAAGAACUCGGAUCUACCAGAGGAAGUGAAGAAGCGGCUGUAUUCUAGGAUGCCAGCAACACCACCCCUGUACGAACUGCCGAAAACCCAAAAAGAAGUGGUGCAUCUAUACUUGACACAAUCAGUUCACCCAAGUAGGGAUUGUCCAGAUAACUGGCGACACUUCUAA
Molecule: messenger RNA, 633 nt
Organism: Schistocerca serialis cubense
Lineage: Eukaryota; Metazoa; Arthropoda; Insecta; Orthoptera; Acrididae
Product: spidroin-2-like
Exons: 3
Coding region: 1-633 (210 amino acids)
Source: RefSeq, a predicted model, not a curated record